AUGGUCAACUCCUGUUGUGGCUCUGUCUGCUCUGAGCAGGGCUGUGAUCAAAGUCCCUGCCAGGAGAGCAGCUGCCAGCCCAGCUGCUGCCAGACAACCUGCUGCAGAACCACCUGCUGCCGCCCCAGCUGCUGUGUGUCCAGCUGCUGCAGGCCCAGCUGCCAGACAACCUGCUGCCGCCCAGUGUGCUGCCAGACUACCUGCCGCCCUAGCUGUGGAGUGUCCAGCUGUUGUCGCCCAGUGUGCUGUCAGACCACCUGCCGUCCCAGCUGUGGAGUGUCUAGCUGCUGCCGCCCAAUCUGUUGCCAGACUACCUGCUGUCAGACCAGCUGCUGCCGCCCAGUGUGCUGCCAGACCACCUGCCGCCCUAGCUGUGGAGUGUCCAGCUGUUGUCGCCCAGUGUGCUGUCAGACCACCUGCCGUCCCAGCUGUGGAGUGUCUAGCUGUUGCCGUCCAGUCUGCUGUCAGACCACUUGCUGCCGUACAACUUGUGGCCCCUCUUGCUGA
Molecule: messenger RNA, 507 nt
Organism: Grammomys surdaster
Lineage: Eukaryota; Metazoa; Chordata; Mammalia; Rodentia; Muridae
Product: keratin-associated protein 4-1-like
Exons: 1
Coding region: 1-507 (168 amino acids)
Cellular component (GO): keratin filament
Source: RefSeq, a predicted model, not a curated record